Molecule: messenger RNA, 5349 nt
Organism: Cyprinodon tularosa
Lineage: Eukaryota; Metazoa; Chordata; Actinopteri; Cyprinodontiformes; Cyprinodontidae
Product: hormonally up-regulated neu tumor-associated kinase homolog
Exons: 11
Coding region: 305-2641 (778 amino acids)
Biological process (GO): protein phosphorylation; intracellular signal transduction
Cellular component (GO): cytoplasm
Molecular function (GO): protein serine/threonine kinase activity; ATP binding
Source: RefSeq, a predicted model, not a curated record
ACACACUGGUUAAUCAUCCACUUACCGACAGGGAGACAGAGAGAGACGCCACCUGAGCAGCUGAAGGAAAGACUCUAAGAGAAACCAACGAGUUGAAGGAGGGAUUAUUGGAUUUACACCUGAGGGAGGCUCACAGAAAUCUGAGGCCUGAUUGUCCUCCUGUCCUGUCCUUCUUCGGUUCUAGUAACCACAGCUACUUGAGCUAGUCGGUGAGGUAAUAUGUACCUUCUGCAAGAACUGUUCUGUUUUUGGAUCCAAUCAUGGGUGUGAGAAGGGGCCAAACGGGGCCCUGGUGUCAUCUGGGAUGCCAGCUGCAGCAGUGAAGCCCACUCUGGAGAAGAUGGUCACGGAAGGAGGGGGCAUCGAGGAGCGGGGUGUGGAUCAGUGGGAAGCCUCAGGACUCCAUGGGGAGCCGCUGCCCUUACCUUCCCUGAAAGUCCCCAGAGACCUGCUUAGGAGCUUCCCUCACUCCAAGCGGGUCGGCUCCUACCUGAUCGGAAAGAUGAUCAACAAGGGCUCUUUUGCCAAAGUGAUGGAGGGGCUGCAUAUUGCCACAGGGGAGAAGGUGGCCAUUAAGGUGAUAGACAAGAAAAAAGCCCGCCAAGACUCCUAUGUGCUGAAAAACAUGAAAAGGGAACCUCGCAUUCAUCAAAUGGUCCGACAUCCACAUAUUGUAGUUCUUCUAGAGACCCUGGAGACGGAGAACAGUUACUACAUGGUCAUGGAGCUGUGUGCAGGAGGAGACCUGAUGGACCGGAUCUGUGACAGUAAAAGGCUGGAGGAGAGGGAGGUGCGGCGCUACACCCGACAGAUUCUGUCUGCAGUGGACCACCUGCACAAACACGGCAUCGUGCACAGAGAUUUAAAGAUAGAGAACUUCCUCCUGGAUGAGCAUAACAACAUUAAAAUCGUAGACUUUGGCCUUAGCAACACCCUGAAGCCAGACUCUUUACCUCAGGAGCUCCUUAGCACGCAGUGUGGAAGCCCUGCAUAUGCUGCCCCUGAACUGUUGGCUCAUAAGAAGUAUGGAUCCAAAGUGGAUGUCUGGUCCAUAGGUGUGAGCAUGUUUGCCAUGCUGACAGGGACCCUACCCUUCACUGUUGAACCUUUUAACAUCAAGCAGUUGCAUCAGAAGAUGGUGAAUAAGGACAUUACCAACAUCCCUGAUGACAUCAGCAAAGAUGCUGUGUCAUUCAUGAUGCUUCUCCUGGAGCCAGACCCAGAUAAAAGACCCAGUGUCAGAGAUGCAAUGGGAGAGAGAUGGAUCAGCGAAGGAUUUGCCAGGAAACCUUUACACACUGUCUCACAUAAAAACAGGUUAUGCCAAGAAGAUCUUAACUCAUCUGUGCUGGCUUACAUGACAGAGACUCUGGGGUAUUCCCUCUCUGAAGUCAUAAACAUGGUCACCACCAACAGACCGUCAGCCAUCAUGGCUUCCUAUCAUCUGCUGCUUAACAAGUUCAGCCGAAGCCACAGAGGAGCCAAGGCUGGCAAGAAGCUGCAGAAAAACGACUGGACUCCUUCAAGCAAGACUACCUGGAGAUACAGACGCAACACUGAAGCAAAGACUCAGCAUCAGAACCCACCAAAGAGUGAGAAAAGCUUGAAGCAGUCCAACAAAUUGUUAAAGGUCCAGCAGACGAGCAAGAGUCAGAACAGAAGGAAGACCACAGAGUUGCAGAGGAAGGCUCACCUUGAGGAUGAUGAGAACCGCCCACCAUCUCCUACUUUGCCUCACCUUCCUCACUCUGCCUCCCCCCCUUUACCCUCACACCUUCCCUCCCCAUUCCUUUCACCUGACCCUCUGUCCACAGAGGAUGGGACGACUGAUGAAGAGGUAACCAUCUCUGUGAACACCAGAGAGAACCUGUUUCCUGAAGUGUCAGUGUUUGGAGACAGGGAACUGGUCCAUCUUUGCCCUCCGAAAAGCUCAACAUCACAGCUCUGUGACUCCGCUCCUUGCCAAGUUCCCCUACCGGCCGAGCCAAUCCAAGAUGGCAUCGCGUCCAGACCAGCCCAACACACACACCCACUCAGGACAACUCAGUCGGACGGAGCCGCAGACUCUGGGUCAGACUGCUUCCAGGACAAAUACCACCAGGAGAACUCCCAUCACCUUAGCAUCAAUGAAAGACUGGAAAAGCUGCAGACUUUUUACUCCUAUGAGAAAAACGACAUCUCUUCCAGAAUUAUCCUGGAGGCUGGAGCCUUACUCUCAGCAGACAGAGGGCAGCUGAGUUCCACCCAGGCAUCACAGAUGUCCCCCUCCGCUCGCCUGCCUCGCCUGAGCAACUUCGGGCUUAAAGAUGGCCGAGGAAGGAAGGUGACAUGGGCAGGUUUGAGUCGACCUGGACCUCCUAGACUUCUGGUAAAUGGGUCAAAACCACCAGUUCUGUCUUCACAAAAACAACAUCCUUUAAUCAUGAAGAGCAUCAGACAGGAGAGGGGAAGGAGAAAAGAGAUCAUUGGAGAAAGAGGAAGCGAGGGGCCAAGAGAAGGCAUCGACGGAGACAAGAGGAACUCUGUUCAGUUACGUUCAUCUCCUCAGCGGCGGGUGGCAGACCUGAACCUGCCGCUGCUCCCUGAUGCCCUGCAGGGGAAAGCUGACAGGAAGAACCAGCUGCAUAGUAUGGACUACUGACAUGAAUGGGAGCAUCAAUAAAAAGGUUAAUGAAAAGUUCAAGAAUGGCUGGUGGAAGUCAGAGAAGUAAUUAAUACAAGAAAACUGUGUAGAAAUAGGAACCAGAUAAAAUUUCAAUGAACAACCAUAAAUGGCAGCUACAGAACUGUACAGCCUUAAAGCUACAGUAAGUCCUAGAUACACUGUUCUAUUCAUGCCACACUCAGACAAACAUUGUUUAUUUUUUUUAUCUUUAUUUGCAGUGCCAAAAAUACUUCACCUCAUGCCUCAGCUGCUGAAAACGGCCUUUAAAAGACUUUGGUUUAUGUCACGGGAAACAUUUGAACAUCUAAAAUGUUACCAGAUCGCUGUUCAGAUUUUGUUUCAAACUUUUUUCCUAUACACAACCUCUGAUGUCAAGAGAGUAAAUGAUAUACUUAAAAUAAAGAAUGUAAUGUCAUCUAAACAUCUGCUUUCAGAAUGGAGUAGUGAUUUACCCUAUCAUACAUUUUCUAUAAUCGCUGUUCAGGGAUUAGUGCUUAUCUGCAGCGAUCAGUGGCUGAGCUGCCAAUCAGAUAUACGUAUAGCUAACACAGAAAAAACAAGACAAGCAUUCACAUACACACACACUCAUACGUAUAAACAUACAACUCAGAAUUAAAUAUUUAACUUGUCUACUUUCCUCUAAUAGAAACUGAAGAGAAUAUACACACGCAGGUAGAAAAUAUGGACUCCACUCAACAACCAUUUACACUCAUUAGAUAAUAGGAAUUAGAUGGGAUUUAGAUUGAUCCCUGUUAGUUUCCAGUUUCAUCCCUGCUGCAUUAGAAUGGCUCUUAACAGGUUUAGAUAUCACAAUAUCUUGAAUAUCUUUCAUAACUCAACCUUCCCUGUGUUUUUAUUUGUUUGACUGAAUGUUAAAGUACUUCAGUCUUCUCAACAUUUGUGUUGAGAAGACUGAAAAACUCUGAUUUAAUGAAAAACUGAAUCUCUGACUUGAAAAGUUGGACAUUUCUCACUAACCUCACCUCAAAGUUAAAUAUGGCCCACAAGCCUUUAAUACUCAACAACACAGCCAGUGUUUAUUUACACUUCAAGGAUGUUUUUUAUUUCCUCAGAUCAGUCCCAGACAUGUGCAGAACUCUUCUGAAAAUGCAACAUUUUGGAGUAAGUGCCAAAGAUGUAGGGUUAUCAAUUGUGAUAUUAAUAGCUGCAUGGCCAACUGCUGAAAAGGCAGCCAGGUGAGCAACUCACUGACCAUGGCGACAUAGCAUGGGAUGUGCUCUAUAUCUUAUGUCCUGAUGCUUUGGCGAAAAUCUGAAGUAGAAAUGAAUGAAGUAAAGAUAUAUCACCAUCAGUUGGCCAUUACAACAGUUGGUUAGCAUGUAGACUGGCUGAUGAAGAGGAGACAGGGAUAGAUAUAUCUAAAAAGAAGAAACUGCUCCUCUGUAUGCUUAAAGAAACACAUUCUUGCUUGUUAUGUGUUCUUAAAAUUGCAUAAUGACAAAUAAAUCACUUGUUAAACUUAGUGAGUUAGCCACUUACAAACCACAUUGGUCAUUUAAAAAUACCCCAUUCCCAGAUCUGGUAUCUGGUGCAAAUAAAACUUUAGCAGCAAAAAUACUUUCAAAAUACUUUAUUAAAAAUUAGUCAACUGAUUUUAAACAAUUGAGUAAAAACUGUCCUUAAAUCUUCAUAGUUAAAGUUUGGUUACAGUAAAAUUGUUAUUUCUAAUUAAAUUGUGUUGGAGUUUGGAUCAUUUGAAACAUUUUCACAGAGCUGCCAUUGGCUUAAAGAGCAAAUUGACCUACAUACCUGUUCAAUAUUUAUGAUUGCCUACAUAUAAAGGUCUUUGGAUCUCACACACCUGGACGUGCCAGAUGCAUGUUAUAUGAUGUAGCAUAAAUCCUUUAGAAAUCAAUCCGGUCACAGGUGAAGGUCUAUGGAUCAUCAAUAUUUAGAUGCAAAGAUGUGGAGGAAUCUGGUGCUGAAUAAUUCACCCUCUGUCACAUGAUAUUGUGUUUUUUUUUAGUUGUGUGUGUAAACCUAUGUGUGUGCUGCAGGGAGGCGCUUGUCCUAUGAGGACGGAUUGAACCCACUCAGGUGGAUAUAUCACCCACUCCAGUUACCUCUGGAGUGAUAUGAACCACUAAGCUCUGAUACUAUAUCAGACAUGAAAACAAGCUGAUGUUACACAAUACUGCUACAUUAUCAAGGACCAGGCUGUCAGUAAACAUGUACAGAUAGGUAGUCUCUAAAGAUCACCAGAGAAUCUUUUUUAUUAUAAAGUAAAUUCAAAGACAUAUAUUUACAUAAUUUUCUGCUGUUAGCAUCAUGCAUUUGAUUAUUGCACCAGUUUGAUUUUAAAGAGAAGAUGUUGGCUGAUUGAAAAAGGUGACUUCCUUCUUCAGUCAGAAAGUUAAGAUUAGACUGAAUCUGAACGGAAUGGAGAUGAAAGAAAAUGGCUUGGAAAAUCAAUCAAUAAUGCAGGUUGCACAUGAAGAUGGAUCCAUGACUGCCGGAACAUUGUGUGCACGCUACGCUGAGCGUUGGUCUCUCUGCACGUGACGAGCUUUCAACAAUGACUCGACCUUCUAAACUGUGUCAGUGGUUGAUCUGUCGCCCUAAUGCUAAUAAGACCUUUAAUCUUUCUUAAUUUGUUUCAAAUAACCCAAUUGUAUUCCAACAUAAUUUGCGACUGGAUUUAGUAGAUUUAAAAAACAAACAUU